UGUUCAAACACGGACCGCUUGUCUGGAGGUACUUUCGAUCGAAUGUCUGUUGAAGGUCCAACGUCAAACCAACUUCAACGCGGUACGUGACGCUUCCUGCUUCAAACAACUGAACGACGAGCGUCACCAGUUAACAUAGCCGCUGGAAAGCUCAGAACACCGACAGGAAAGCAGAAAAGCACCACAUCUCUGGACCUCAGUCAGUCUGAGCGGCUGGGAGCGAUGGAGAGAGCAUCGGAAACUGUCCGUUCUCACAGCGCCUCUUCAUGAUCCUCUGGCUGAAAGGCGUCGUCUUUAAUGUCACCACAGUAGAUCUCAAAAGGAAACCAGCUGACCUUCACAACCUGGCCCCAGGAACACACCCACCCUUCCUCACCUUCCAAAGGGAAGUCCUCACAGAUGUCAACAAGAUAGAGGAGUACCUAGAGGAGAUGCUGACUCCACCAAAGUACCCCAAACUGGCAGCAAGGAACCAUGAGUCCAACACGGCAGGAAACGACAUAUUCGCCAAGUUCUCAGCAUAUGUGAAAAACACAAGACCAGAUCAAAAUCGGGCAUUAGAGAAGAGUUUAAACAGAGCCCUGGCCAAGCUGGAUCGGUAUCUGCUGAGUCCACUGCCGGAUGAGGUUCAGUCAGGGCACCACAGCGGUGACGGCGAAUCCACCCGUAAAUACCUGGAUGGGGAUGAACUGACAUUAGCUGACUGCAACCUUCUUCCCAAACUUCACGUUGUUAAGGUGGUGGCAAAGAAAUACAGAAACUACGACAUCCCGUCUGACUUCAGGGGGGUGUGGCGGUAUCUUGGCAGCGCUUAUGGCCGUGAUGAGUUCACCAACACGUGUGCAUCUGAUGCGGAAAUCGAGCUGGCCUACAGGGACGUGGCCAAGAGACUGGGAAAGUGAACGCAUCACAAUCACAUUCACUAUUGUGCCUUUCUCUCUUCUUUUGUACUUGUUUCAUUUUAUUAGUGUACCAAAAACUACCAUAAAGGCAAACGCAAAACCUAUUAACUUGUGAUGGUGCUUUAACAUACUGUAAUCUGUAAACAGGCCACACAGCAUUAAGUCCUUCACACACAGGAGAUAUAAGUGCAGUAAAGAUAAUGAAUCAGUUUUAAAAAGUGCAUCAUCACUCUGAGGUCUCUGUAGCUGCACUUACAUCAACAUACAAACAAAUGGAUGCUAAUUGUGCUAUUUGUAGAUUAAUAAAUAUUGUAUUAUCAGCCUAUGAUCACUAUAAACCCGUCCAACCCUUUAGUUACAGUAUGUGUCUUUCAUCCAGGCUGGAGUCAAAGAGUUCAAUAAAACCUUUAUUAAACCUUU
Messenger RNA from Betta splendens (Siamese fighting fish), 1322 nucleotides. Its product is annotated as chloride intracellular channel protein 5-like. The transcript is spliced from 6 exons. Lineage: Eukaryota; Metazoa; Chordata; Actinopteri; Anabantiformes; Osphronemidae. The record is from RefSeq and is a predicted model, not a curated record. Bases 267 to 902 code for a protein of 211 amino acids.